Messenger RNA from Pseudomassariella vexata, 1664 nucleotides. Its product is annotated as amino acid transporter-like protein. Gene Ontology annotation, molecular function: transmembrane transporter activity. The coding region runs from base 1 to 1656 and encodes 551 amino acids. Gene Ontology annotation, cellular component: membrane. NCBI's taxonomy places the organism in Eukaryota, Fungi, Ascomycota, Sordariomycetes, Amphisphaeriales, Pseudomassariaceae. Gene Ontology annotation, biological process: transmembrane transport. The record is from RefSeq and is a predicted model, not a curated record. The transcript has 6 exons.
AUGACGGUACGACACAUUUCACAAAUAGCCGACGAUGAAGAGGUUCCUGUUACUUCUGUGUUUGGACGAACCCAUGAACACGCCGUACUCGACGACUAUGUGACGUCAGAUGAGAAGACGCUAGGAGCGUUGGGUUACAAGCAGGAAUUCAAGAGGGACUUCUCCCUUUGGGAAUGCUUCUCCACCUCCUUCUCUUGCCUCUGUCUCCUCCCCUCUAUCGCUUCCACCAUCGGCUACAGCCUAGGCUACUCAGGCACGGGUGGCGCAGUCUGGGGAUGGUUCAUCGCGGCGCUGUGCACGCAGGCCACUGCCUUAAGCAUGGCGGAGCUUUGUUCCUCGAUACCGACCGCGGGCGGGCUCUACUAUGCCUCAGCGGUGCUCGCACCCGAUGGCUGGGGUCCGUUCUGUAGUUGGUUUAUUGGGUGGUCAAAUAUCUGCGGGUAUGCUUCAGGGCCGUGUUCGUUAAAUUAUGCGAUGGCCGCCAUGUUGAUGACAUGCGGCCAAAUUGCGUACCCGACUUACAUCCCGGAGACGUGGCACAUGUAUCUCACCUUCUUGAUUCUGCUGAUCUUCAGUGGCUUCAUUACGAUGCAGUCAACCAUGUUCGUUGGCUGGGUGAACAAAAUAGGGACUAUUUAUAACAUAGCUAUUGUCGUUGUAUUCGUAAUUUGCCUUCCGGUGGGCAGUAUUAACUCGCCCAAAACCAACGACAGUCGCGCAGUCUGGACCGAGUUUGAGAAUGGGACUCAAUGGCCUAUUGGCUGGGCAACUGUCAUGGGGUUUCUCACCGCCAUUUGGACCUUGUGUGGCUACGACGCCCCCUUUCACUUAGCCGAAGAAUGCAGCAACGCUAACAUCGCCUCUCCGCGCGCUAUCAUCAUGACGGCUCAAUCUGACCUCUACCUAGGCUGGGCUAUCAUUCUCGUCAUCGUGUACACCGUGAAAGACGUCACCGACAUUGUAUCUGGCGCUUACGGCCAGCCGUUCGGCAGCCUGUGUCUGCAGGUGCUCGGCCCGCGGGCGGGACUGGCAUUGUUCGCUCUCAGCAUCGUGGCCCAGUUCUUCGGCGCAACAGGAGUCACCGUCACGGCUUCUCGGGUGGUUUUUGCAUUUGCGAGGGAUGGUGCGUUGCCUGGGAGCAGGUGGUGGAGGAAGAUUGAUGGUCGAACUAAGACGCCUGUGUUUGCGACUUGGGGUGUGUUGGCGGUAAGCGCCUUGUUGGGUUUGCUGAUGUUUGCGAGCCCCGUCGCUAUUGGGGUUGUGUUUAGCCUUGGUGCCAUUGCCCAGUACACAUCAUUUACUGGCCCCAUCUUUCUGAAAUUAUUCUUCGACCGCGGCCAGUUCAAGCGAGGCCCCUGGAACCUAGGGAGAUGGUCCAAGCCUACUAAUGUGGUGGCAUGUGCCUGGUGGUUGCUGAUCGCUCCAGCUCUCUGCUUCCCGGCCGUUAGGGGUGACGACCUCACGCCCCUGACCAUGAACUGGACGUGUGUGAUAUACGGCGGCGUCAUGACAUUGGCAAUUUCACACUUCGCUGUGAGCGGUAGGAAGUGGUUCAAGGGACCGCGUAUCAACGUCGAGCACCGAGGUACGCAGGUUGUGGAGGUUCCUGGAAGUGAUUUGCAUGGUGGGGAUAUCACACAGGAGGUUACUGGCUAGAAUCCGAG